Molecule: messenger RNA, 1029 nt
Organism: Phragmites australis (common reed)
Lineage: Eukaryota; Viridiplantae; Streptophyta; Magnoliopsida; Poales; Poaceae
Exons: 1
Coding region: 189-848 (219 amino acids)
Source: RefSeq, a predicted model, not a curated record
GACGUCUUCAUCAGAAGAAAAAAAAAAUCAGACGUCUCCAGGCUGCAAGUAACGCAUGGAUUCUUUGCUCCUGCCGGUCUGCUUCAUAUUCCUUGCUCCUUGUCCACUCCAUUGACUCCAACCCAAAGGCAUCCAAGUCGACGAAUCUAUAAAGUGCUUGCUCCAUUUUCGCAUCAAGAAUCAGACACAUGCAUGCAGAAAUGGAGAAUGGCGCAGCUGACAAUUCGGCGAGGGCGGCCGGCGGCAUGUGCGACCGGCUCCUGACGUUCCUGGCGAAGAACCUGUCCAUGAACAGGCAGAAGGCCGUCACCGAGGGGCCAAGGAACGGCGGCGGCCACUACCAUCAGGAGGAGGGAGAGAGAGAGGAAGAGGAAGAGGAAGAGGACGAGUACACCGUACGGAUCGAGAGGGCUGACUUCGACCUCGAGCUCGGCGAUCACGGCAACACCGCCACGACCAUCCUGGAAGACGUAAGCACCGUGGCUGCGACGGCGAGUGACGAGCAGCGGCAGAAGGGAGCCGCCGCGGCGGUGGAGGAGAUCAUGAAGGUGAGGAAGACGGUGACGAUCAAGGACGACCGGCCGGAGGAUACCGCCGCCACCGGGGAGAAGGGCGCGGCGGCCGCGUUGGAGAGGAAGAAGUCCAUGUUCAAGAAGCGGCAGGCCGCGUCGUCGUCGGGCGGGGGAGGGGAGGAGCAGGGCGGCUGGGCGCCGAGGAGGACUGGGCUCCGGCCGCGGAUGCAGGCGGUGCUACGGGUGGCGUCAAACAUCGACGAGCGGUCCUCCACUCACAUCGAGGAGCGCAAGAGGAGCUUCGGCGGCAAUGGCAAGCCGGUGCCGGACAAGUGAACCAGCCGGAGUACUGCUUGGCGAACGUAUGCAUGCAUGUACGUGUCAAUGUGUGUGGAUUUGGAUUAUGGCUUAGUAAUGUCUCCAAUGGCUUCAUCGUAAUCAAUCAAGUAGUACGUAAUAAAACUGUGGAUAAUUAAGGAGGAUUGAUCGACAAAAUAAUCCUUCCGCUUUCUAUCUA